AUCAUUUCACUUUCUCCACUAUCACUGUUUACACUUUUUUUUUUGUCUCUUCCACCAAAAUUUCAUUUUUUUUUUUCACUAAGUUAUUUUCUGGUUUUUCGUUAUGACGGAACGUUCUGAACAAGAAAAUGGAACGUUCCAGAAGGUUUUCCGCACAAUGGAAAACGACGAAGUCGUUUUUAGAAACGGCAAUGCAGUUCUCGUCGCUAAGCCACUCACCGUUGUUCGUGCCUUAACCAGCACCGGCGGCGCUCGCGUUCUUGCUACGCCGCCGUUUCUGAACCCUAACUCCGAUGAGUUUGAUUCUUGCAAAACUCCGAUGAUCGAAGUGAAAGACGAGCCUCAAGAAUUAGAAAAAGAAGUAAAAACUGUUUCCGUCGAUUCUCAAUCGGCGGCGGAGGAUGUGGUUUACGAGGAGCGGCGUUCGAUGUUGUCGUUUGACGAUUUUCUUAAAUCUACGAAUACGCAAGUUGCGUCUGUAGAUGAAUCAUUGAAAUCAUUGGAAAGUGCUGAUGUUGGUGUGGUUUGUGAGAUGCAAGAGUCGGUUAAGGUUGAAUCGGUAGAUGAAUCGCUGAAAUCAAUGGAAGUUGAACCACCGAUUCGAACAGUGGAAGAAGUUACCAAUGUUGAUGUGGCUUGUGAGACGCAGGAAUCGGUUAGGGUUGAACCGGUUAAAGAACCAACAACACUGGUUGAACCGGUUGGACCGGUUUGUGCAGAGAAGCAAGCAGUUAGCGAUGAUGAAGUUGAGGUAUUGAAGGUAGUGAAGGGGAAACAAGCUGUGAGUGAUGAUGUGAGGGUUUUGAAGGUGGUGAAGAAGGAAGUAGUGGAAGAGAAGAAGAUUCUGAUUCCGAAUCUCGAUGAUGGUGAUUUCCCUGUUGAGCCUGGCUGGUCAUUGCUGGGAAGCAAGGUUGAGACUGCCACUUCCAUGGCUAAAGGAGUGAGGAGAUUGGUGGAUAAUGAGAUUGUUUAUUUCAAUUUCCCUAAUCCACAAGCCUCUUACAAGUUUCAAUGGAUCGUUCGUGUCUCGACCAAACGUUCUGGAGUGGUUGGGAGAUUGCCAAUGGAAUGGGCAAAAUCUGUUAUUCCUCUUGUACAAUCAGGAAAUGUUAAGGUACGAGGCCGAUGCGUUGCUGCACCAGUUAAACUGGAAACAAUGCAAGAAAUCUAUAUUUUAGUUAGUUUUUAUGCUCACAACUCUUUAUUUGCUGAGUGUGUUGAUACCUCUUGGAGGUUAGAGGCUUGUGGUCACAUUAACUCUGCUGCUUAUCCACUCUUUACACUGUUAAAUAUGCUAGGAAUUGAGCCAUAUAGGAAGGCUGAUUUCACCCCUGAGGAAAUGAAGGCUCGGAAGCGGGUGCUUAAGCUUGAUUCAGAUGAAGCCUUGGUAUUUCCUGUUAAUAAGCGAAGAAAAGCUGCUGAGCCACUUCCACAGCCAAGUGAGGAUGAACAAGCUCUUUCAGAAUCAGCUUUGAAUAAACUUAUUGGAGCUGCAGAAGUCUUUGACCUGGAGGAGAAAGAAGCACCAAAGACCCUGAUGUGUAGUCUAAAGCCUUACCAGAGUCAAGCUUUGUAUUGGAUGACGGAAAUUGAGAAGGGAGGUGAUGAUGAAAAUGCUGAGAAAAAUUUACAUCCUUGCUGGUCAGCCUACAAUUUAUGCCAUGGAAAGAGAAUUUAUGUCAACAUAUUUACCGGAGAGGCGGCAAAGAAAUUUCCACAAGCAACACAGAUGGCAAGAGGAGGAAUUUUGGCGGAUGCAAUGGGACUUGGAAAGACUGUUAUGACAAUUGCUUUGAUUCUAAGUAAUACAGGCAGGAUGAAGUCAGAGGACAGUGAUGCAGAAAGCAUAUAUGACAACAUUUUCUCAACUAAGAGGAGGAAUGUUAACCCAUAUAAUGUAGAGGGUGGAACUCUAAUUGUUUGUCCCAUGGCGUUAUUGGGUCAGUGGAAGGAUGAACUUGAAACACAUUCAAAACCUGGCAGCAUAUCCAUAUUUGUUCAUUAUGGUGGGGGCAGAACCACCAAUCCUGAUUUGUUGUUAGAGUAUGAUGUUGUCUUGACUACUUAUGGUGUCCUAUCCGCUGCAUUUAAAAGUGAAGGAGAGAAUAGCAUCUACCAUAGGGUCAAGUGGUAUAGAGUGGUGCUAGAUGAAGCUCAUCAUAUAAAAUCCCAUAAAAGCCAGGUUGCUGCGGCUGCUAUUGCUCUGUCCUCACACUGCCGCUGGUGUCUAACUGGAACACCGCUUCAGAAUAGCUUAGAAGAUCUAUUCAGUCUCUUGUCUUUCUUGCGUGUUGAACCUUGGUGCAACUGGCAGUGGUGGACUAAGUUGAUUCAAAAGCCCUAUGAGCAGGGUGAUCAAAGAGCCCUGAAAUUGGUCAAGGGAAUUUUGAGGACAUUGAUGUUAAGAAGAACCAAGGAAACAAAGGAUAAAGAAGGAAGGCCUAUACUUGUCCUACCACCAACUGAUAUUCAAUUGAUUGAGUGUGAACAGUCAGAAUCUGAACGGGACUUCUAUGAUGCUCUCUUCCUGCGAUCUAAAGUCCAAUUUGAGCAGUAUGUUGCACAAGGAAAGGUUCUUAACCACUAUGCAAAUAUCCUUGACCUAUUAAUGCAGUUGAGACGGUGCUGCAACCAUCCAUUUUUGGUCAUGAGUGGAAGUGAUCCUGCGAAAUAUGCAGACUUGAGCAGACUUGCAAGAAAAUUCCUUGAAUCUCAUACUGAAUCAUCUGAUAUGUGCUGCGAAAGCGGUGCACAGCAAAAUGCCGAAUUGAACAAACUUGCUAGUCUUGCUUGUACAUUUCUACAGAAUUCUGAUUCUGCUUCACACUCUGUCCAAUCUCGUGGAUAUAUUGACGAGGUUUUAGGGCAUAUUCAAAAGGGUGAAACUGUAGAAUGCUCUAUAUGUAUGGAAUCACCAGAUGAUCCUGUUUUUACACCAUGUGCACAUCAAUUUUGUAGAGAAUGCCUAUUCAAUUGCUGGGGUACCUCAAUGGGUGGUAAAUGUCCAAUCUGUCGUCAAUCACUAAAGAAAAGUGAUCUUAUUGCACUUCCAACAGAAAGCCCAUUCAAGGUUGAUAUUGAGAACAAUUUGACCGAGUCUUCAAAGCUUUCAAAGCUCUUCGAUUUCUUAGAAAAAAUUCAGAAGUAUUCUGAUGAAAAAAGUAUUGUUUUUAGUCAAUGGACCUCAUUUUUCAAUCUGUUGGAGAAUCCAUUAAGGAGGAGAGGGAUAGGAUUCUUAAGAUUUGAUGGAAAAUUGACUCAGAAGCAGAGAGAAAGCGUUCUGAAAGAAUUUAACAACACAAAAGAGAAAAGGGUUUUGUUGAUGUCACUAAAAGCUGGUGGUGUGGGCUUGAACUUGACUGCAGCCUCAAAUGUUUUCCUUAUGGAUCCAUGGUGGAAUCCUGCAGUUGAGGAGCAAGCAAUAAUGAGGAUUCAUCGUAUCGGGCAAAAGCGAAAGGUUACUGUAAGAAGAUUCAUUGUGAAGGGCACAGUGGAAGAUCGGUUGCAACAAGUGCAAGCCAAGAAACAAAAGAUGAUAUCUGGUGCACUCACUGAUGAUGAAGUUAGGACUUCUAGGAUUCAAGACCUCAAAAUGCUAUUCUCAUAGGAUAAUUUAUCAUGAACCUGAUCUCUUAUUUAGUUUUUUUUUUUAAGUUAUUUACUGAAGUCUUAUUUAGUCUUUUAGAUCUAGAAUGAAGCUUAUUUUGUAUAGGUGGUAGCAUCGUUUCUAACCUAAUGGCUUCGUUAUAUUUCGAGUGCUCACCUUUUUUAUGUUAUGGUGUGUGUCCAAACUCUAGAGAAAAUCAAAGCACACUGUUUUGUAAAUUUUGCGGCAUUAGCGGUUGAAGUAAAAGCCGGUACUUUUGCUUGGUUUUGUAAAUGAUGAAGCCUGUCGUUAAUGAAUCAUCACUGUUUUUUCUAUCAAA
Molecule: messenger RNA, 3926 nt
Organism: Trifolium pratense (red clover)
Lineage: Eukaryota; Viridiplantae; Streptophyta; Magnoliopsida; Fabales; Fabaceae
Product: DNA repair protein RAD5B-like
Exons: 18
Coding region: 104-3607 (1167 amino acids)
Molecular function (GO): hydrolase activity, acting on acid anhydrides, in phosphorus-containing anhydrides; nucleic acid binding; ATP binding
Source: RefSeq, a predicted model, not a curated record